AAACAACACUUCAGACAAUUGUCGCUACGAUUGGAUCAAUUGAGUGACAAACAAACGCAUCAAACAAUUGAAUCCCAAAAACCACAACAAAAGAGAGUCUAUAAGAAGAGAAAGACAUCAGAAAUAGUAGUGAAACGAGAAGACAAUGAUUUUGGGGAAGAAGUGGUCACUAAUAAUGAAGACUCGGAUCAGACAAAAGCGACCCAAAAGAAAAUAACCAAAACAUUAGCAAAAGUAGUCAAACAAACGGCAAGUGAUUUGAAUGACAACACUAUCACCGCUAAAGACACGGGUGAGGACAAGUCGUGGACGCCAUCGACGACGACAACUACGAAGAGUGGCUACAAAACCGGACGACGGCGUCGACCGAAACACACCUACCGUUUACUAAACGCGAGGCCCUAUCGAUGCGAUCGAUGUGACUAUCGGUCCAAAACUACAUCAACUCUUCGCGUCCACCAAUCGUCUCACGACAACCCAAUGACUGCAGCCCAACGGCAACGACGGGCCGACAUUGAACGCCGGUGUCGUAUAGCCGGCACCGGUCAGUACAGGUGCGCCGAAAUUGGUUGCGGCCGAGAAUACAAGGAUUACGACGCGAUUCGGUCCCACAUUAAAGGGGUUCACGAGACUGUGCCCACACACGCCUGUCAUUACCCCUCGUGUGGCAAAGUUCUCAAAACCAAACACAGCUUAAGCGUACACAUAACGCAAGUGCACACACGGGAGCGCCCGUUCCGGUGUCCGCACGAUGGGUGCGACGGCCGGUUCCCCAAUCAAAACCAAUUGGAUAUACAUAUGAGUGUACAUCAGACGGAACGCCGCUUCCGAUGCGAUCACGAGGGCUGCGGCAAGAGUUUUAAAACUAACAUUCAUCUCAAAGCCCAUAAAGUCGGGCCUGCGGACGGUGAAGUGCACUGUCGAUGGCUGUGA
Molecule: messenger RNA, 933 nt
Organism: Medioppia subpectinata
Lineage: Eukaryota; Metazoa; Arthropoda; Arachnida; Sarcoptiformes; Oppiidae
Source: the annotation of a GenBank genome assembly